Messenger RNA from Rosa rugosa (rugosa rose), 2131 nucleotides. RefSeq lists its product as uncharacterized. Lineage: Eukaryota; Viridiplantae; Streptophyta; Magnoliopsida; Rosales; Rosaceae. The coding region runs from base 460 to 1866 and encodes 468 amino acids. Gene Ontology annotation, molecular function: phosphoprotein phosphatase activity. The record is from RefSeq and is a predicted model, not a curated record. The transcript is spliced from 9 exons.
CUUUUUAUUUCUACCAUUUUUUUCAUUUUUAGUUCCCAAAGAUAAUUAAUUACAGCUUAAUGCUACUGUUGCUAGAAAUUUAGAUUUUUUUUUUCCAAUUGGGUUCGUUAAAGUUUGUAACUUUCUGCUGUAAAGGCUGUGAAUUUGGGAGUUUUAACUGCGUUUACUGGCUUUGGAGCUUUUUGUAGGGUUUUUCAGUUCAAGUGGGGUGCCAAAGGAGGCAUCUGUGCUGAUUGUGCCUAAGGAAGCAGUGAUCUUGGGCAUGGCAUGAAAUUUUGUCAGGUGAGUUAGCAACACUUCGAUACUCUUUUGAGAAGCCCUUGAAAGACUUGGAGUUUAGGUUGCCACAUCAUUAUUAUCUUUGAUCUGAUACCAGAAACAGACACAGACACAGAUACAUUGGGGCAUCUCACUACCAAACAAGUCAAGAUUGUGGUGCUUAUCACAAGUACAGAUCAAAUGCCAUCUUUAAAAAUGAAGGCUCAAUCAAGCACAGGAUGUUUAAAAGAGAAAAAUGCUCAUCGUGUAUGUCAAAAGUCAUGUGUGAUUUCCAAGCAAGCAUGUUCUUAUGUGAAGAGAUCUGAAUAUACGACAGAUUUCAACUCUUGUAAAUGUCAGGCGGUUUCUUCGAGCACCCAAGUUUCUACGAAGGAAAAUGGAAGUGGUGAAGCAAUUGACGAGCUUGAUGAAGAAGAUUAUAAAAUUCUGAUUCAGUCAUGCGAUUCUCCAACCAAAAGAGCGGAAUCCUUCCCCACCUGCCCGUCAAACUUGGAGACAAUUUUCUCUCCUUCUUUUGACCCAAUUGAAGUUCGUAGCGAAGCAAAUAGUGAACCAAAUGCAGAGAAUGAUGCAGGGUUGGGAGCUGGUGACAGUGAUGAUAACAGAAGUUCAUGUGACAAUCAAAGUUGUGAUGUUUCAGAUUUCUACAUAUCUGAUAUGAUCAUUUCGAGCUUACCCUUCAGUGGGGAUGCAUUUACUGAUGAUAUUUGUGAAACGAAUUGCUUUCCGGACUACAAAUGUGCUGAAUCAAACAUCUUGUUUGAUGUUUCCGAGCAAUACAUGGUAUUGCCUUUCCUAGAAGACACUGUCCGAAAUAGUAAUACUAAUACUCUUGAUGAUAAAUUAUGUCAAGAAGCUGUUAUGGAUACAGAUCGGGCUGGCUUGUAUUUAGAAAUGGGUCAAAUGAGACCCUGCCACCAGGAUACUGUUGUUAACUCUUCUGACUCAGAUCAGGCAGAGUGCUUCGAUCCACAGUUGUUUAUAAAAAACUUACCAGAAUUAUCAGAUGUGGUAUCGAACUUUCAACCCAAUAUAUUGCCUGAGGAAGCUUCAAAAAGCAAGUCUGUAACUCUUGUACUUGAUUUGGAUGAAACACUGGUUCAUUCUACAUUAGAACAUUGCGAUGACGCAGACUUCACAUUUACUGUCUUUUUCAACAUGAAAGAGCACAUGGUAUAUGUGAAACAGAGGCCAUACCUCCAAACAUUCUUGGAGCGAGUUGCAGAAAUGUUUGAUGUUGUUAUUUUCACUGCCAGCCAAAGCAUAUAUGCCGAGCAACUUCUUGAUAUAUUGGAUCCAUAUCGAAAGUUCAUAACUCGCCGAGUUUAUCGUGAAUCAUGCAUUUUUACAGAUGGCAGUUACACUAAAGAUCUGACAGUCUUGGGGGUUGAUCUUGCAAAAGUUGCCAUUAUUGAUAAUACUCCACAGGUUUUCCGCUUGCAAGUCAAUAAUGGAAUUCCCAUAAAGAGUUGGUUUGAUGAUCCGUCCGACAGUGCAUUGAUUUCAUUACUUCCUUUCUUAGAGACCCUGGUUAAUGCUGAUGAUGUCCGCCCCAUAAUUGCCAAGAAAUUCGGUAACAAGGAAUAAGAGUCCCUUGUCUUUCUCAUUUGCUUGAAUAUAGCAGCUCCUUGUCCCUCAUAUAUCUUAGCACGUAUUGGCCUCUAAUCUAGAUGCUCUCCUUCUCUUUUGAGCUCACAAGAUAAUUAGCUAUACAAUAAACUCUUUACUUACUUAUCGUCAGUCAGCUUUUGGUUGUUGUUCCCUUAUUCUUGUCCUUUCAGAUGACAACACUGUGGAAUGGUUUGUCUAAUUUUGUUCAAAGGUAAUUAUUGUUCAGUUUAAGUUGCUUUUA